AUGUGGAAGAAUUGACAUUAAAGCAGACUUGAGUUGACUUGAAGUGUCGCAUCUCUGUGCUGCCCCCUACCGGACAUCAUGAUCUCUUCUCCUCUUCACACCUGAGUUGGGGCGGGGUCUGUGUACUUACGUCAUCACUCACAUGCGGUGCUGGACAAGAAGAAGAGGUGAAAUUAGGUAAAUGCGCUUUUUAAUUUCUUGUGUAGACAGCUUGAUUUUCGUAACCUGCAAAGGGGAUUUUCAAGGAAUGCGCAAAGAAGGACAUAAUUUGAGUCUAAUAUUCCAGUCAUGAGGGACAGACUUGGCCAUCUCCAGGCAGUAUCACUGUCUAAUGGCCCUGCAGCAGAGCAUGAAACUGCCCAAGCUCUAUCUCCAUCAGGAAACACAGACUAUGAUGACCCUCCUCAGGACCCCAGCACCAACCCUGACCUGGAAGCUGUCUUUGAUGAGGCACUGGAGGCUCGCCGUCAGAUUCAGUACAUUCGCCUGGAAGUAAAGCGUCUCAGUGAUCAAAACACACACAUUUUUACAGGCUCAGUUUGCUCUAGUGCUUCUAAUACCAAUGACUCCAAUGCUAUUGCAGCUGACAUCAAAACUCGUGGACAGGAGAUGCUUGUGCACCUUCGCAAGAUGGAUUCCCACAGGAAAGAGUUAGAGGAAAAGUAUGGCAUCAAUUCCCCUGUGACGAGAAUCGCCCGAACACAGUACGCCAGCAUAAGCAACAGUUUCCGUGAUGCCAUGGUGGAGUACAAUGAGGCUGAGAUGAGCCAUAGAGAGUCCUGCAAGGCAUAUAUUCAGCGGCAGAUGGAGAUUGUGGGGCGAGAGGUCACAGGUGACCAGAUCGAAGAGAUGUUGGAGAGCGGUCAUUGGAACGUCUUCAGUGAGAAUAUGGUUUCAGAAGGUAAAACGGCCCGGUCUGCACUCAUCCAGAUCGAGAGCCGACAUACGGAACUGCUACAGCUGGAGAGACGCAUUCAGAGCCUUCAUGAGGUGUUUCUGGAUGUGGCCAUGUUAGUAGAAGAGCAGAGAUCAAUGAUAGACUACAUUCACACCAAUGUUCAGUCAACUGAGGUGGAGGUCAGAGACGUCCUUGUGAAGCUGGAGCGAGCCAAGAGACAUGAUAGGAGCAAUCCGUUUAAGAAAAUGUUCUUCUGGAAACGAUGAGAAGGACACGGAUAUCACAAUGUCAAAUAAAUAUAUAUUAAGUGAUCUGAAUUUUUUGGUUUGUAUUACAUUUUUAUAUGUUUUAUGUGUUAUUUAGACAAAUGCAUAUUCAUCUGAAGAAAAACAAACACAUAUCACACUAAUUUUGAAUAUAGGCUUCACGCUGAAAUAAAUCAGAUUUAUAAAUAUUUCUAAUUUUGUGCCUUUGGAGAUUCAGAUGUCCUUUAUUUCUGUAGUUUGCCCUUUUCAAGUGUUUAUUCUUAUGUGGAAUGUAUCUUGUCAAUAUAACUACAUUUUAUAGAUAAAUAAGUGAGGCGCUGGAUGACUGGUUAGUUGUAAUAGAUCUAAAUAUUUAAUGUGUGUGAACAUCUGUAUCAGCUGUAUCUCAUUCAGUGUGCAUUCAUUCAAAGUUUCGUAGCAGAUGUCAUAAAUUAGAGUGUAAUUUUGUUACACUAAUUAGAUCACAUGUGCCUACCUCAUGUGAUAUGUGAUGUCCCAUACUUACAACUAUUAAACUAACACAUGCCAAGGUACAAAUAACCUUUCUGACUAUGGUAAAGCAAGUUGUUAAAAGUACAUUAUUUUUUAAGAUUGUGUCCUGGGGACAACUGUGUUAUGUAUGGCGAUGCAUUAUAACAGGGAGAUGUGCUGUAAAUCUGUUGAUUCACCUACGUACACUAACGUUAAAACGUUUGGGGUCAGUAAGACUUCUUUUUUGAAGGAAAGAAAUACUUUAAGCAAAGAUGCAUUAAAUGAAUCAAAAGUUACUGUAAACAUAAUGUUAUAAAAUAUUUUUAUUUCAAAUAAAUGCUUUCCUUGUGAACUUUCUAUGUAUCAAAGAAUCGUUU
Molecule: messenger RNA, 2012 nt
Organism: Carassius auratus (goldfish)
Lineage: Eukaryota; Metazoa; Chordata; Actinopteri; Cypriniformes; Cyprinidae
Product: syntaxin-11-like
Exons: 2
Coding region: 289-1164 (291 amino acids)
Biological process (GO): exocytosis; intracellular protein transport; synaptic vesicle fusion to presynaptic active zone membrane
Cellular component (GO): SNARE complex; endomembrane system; plasma membrane
Molecular function (GO): SNARE binding; SNAP receptor activity
Source: RefSeq, a predicted model, not a curated record